Molecule: messenger RNA, 911 nt
Organism: Oppiella nova
Lineage: Eukaryota; Metazoa; Arthropoda; Arachnida; Sarcoptiformes; Oppiidae
Source: the annotation of a GenBank genome assembly
CAUUUAUGAACUUGCUAAAAACUCAUCCAUGUGCUUAUAUGCUGCCAGAUAUUGAGGAAUUAAAAAAUGAACGAGAGAAAAUAAUUCGCAUAUUUUCGACAUUCGUGUUGAAUCGCCAUAAUUGCACCAAGAUGGCCGAUAUACUGGAACAAUCGGGACAAACUAAACACGCUAAAUGGCUGCGCGAUUUUAACCAAAGCGAACCAGUGUGGCACUAUUCGGACGAGGUGAAUUUGCAAGUAACCAAGUCCACCACGAUGAACUCGGCCACGACUGUGCUGCUAAAAAUGGACUCCAAGCCCCGUGGAAAAGCGGUCAUAUUUGUCAACAUUAAAUCGCUGCUUAAGGAAGCCGAAAGGUUCAAGUACAUUUUGCAACAACUCGAAUUCGACGUGGAUGAUAUUAUUGCACAAUGCUCGAACAAAGUUAUGAGGGACAAAUUGGGCGAACUGGCCAUCAUGAAUCACGAUAAGCACGAUGCCUUUUUUAUGAUGUUUAUUGGUCAUGGUCAAAACGAGGAAUUGUGUUGCACGGACAAAAAUGUGCCAAUAAAGGACAUUGCUUACAUGUUUUCGGAGGCUAAUUGUUUGGAGCUUAGAAAUAAGCCCAAAAUAUUCGUAUUUAAUUGUUGUCGAAUAGGCAAUGACACUAAACGGAUGUUCAUGAUUUAUUCGUGCGAACAAGAUGAAUGUGCCUACUACCAGGGUGAUAAGGGGUUUACAUAUUUCGGACGUGCUUUUAGUCACGUUAUUGCACAGUACGCCUGUUCCAGGGAUAUACUUGAAAUUAUACUCCGGACAUCAUUUCGGUUGGAGGAGGACAUGAAACAAGCAAUUUGUUUUGCUAAGUUUGUCUCUACAUCCCUGUCCCCCGCGCACCUCCUGUUCCCCAAACAAAAAGGAAGGACAUAA